Amblyraja radiata (thorny skate) is the source of this 1637-nucleotide messenger RNA. Its product is annotated as gastrula zinc finger protein XlCGF7.1-like. The coding region runs from base 203 to 1186 and encodes 327 amino acids. The transcript is spliced from 2 exons. The record is from RefSeq and is a predicted model, not a curated record. Gene Ontology annotation, molecular function: DNA-binding transcription factor activity, RNA polymerase II-specific; RNA polymerase II cis-regulatory region sequence-specific DNA binding. NCBI's taxonomy places the organism in Eukaryota, Metazoa, Chordata, Chondrichthyes, Rajiformes, Rajidae. Gene Ontology annotation, biological process: regulation of transcription by RNA polymerase II.
ACUGUGUGACGUCAUAUUUCACCACAGAGACGAGACAUAUCUUGUCCAAAAAACUAUUUAAGGAAGAACUGCAGAUGCUGGAAAAAUCGAAGGAUAAGACACGCAGAGUAUUUGUGUACCAAAAUCUCAAGUUUGUUCAGCUGAACAGCACCUCAACGCGUGGGAGGGAUUGACUGUGUCGGCUGAGCCGACGAGGGCCAGCAUGGAGAAAUUAUUCACCACGUCUGAGGCAGGGCAGGGAUUCAGCCAAUCUUCCCACCUGGUGACUUUCCACCAAGAUCACCCUGUGAGUAAACCAUUUGCCUGUCCAGAUUGUGGGAAGGGAUUCAUCCAAUCAUGGCACCUGAAGAGACACCAGCGGCUUCACACUGGAGAGAGACCAUUCACCUGCUCGGAGUGCGGGAAAGGAUUCACUAAUUCAUCUGCGUUGUUGAGACACCAGAUGAUCCACACAGGUGAUAGGCCGUACACCUGCCCUGUGUGUAACAAGAAAUUCCUUUAUUCGGUGGCAUUAGUGAACCACCAGAGAAUUCACACUGGGGAGAGGCCAUUCACCUGUUCUGACUGUGGCAAAGGUUUCGCUCAAUCAACUGCAUUAAUGGCACACCAGAAGAUUCACACCGGCGAGAGGCCAUUCACUUGUUCUGUGUGCGGGAAGGGAUUCAUUCAAGCAAGUAACCUGAAGAUGCACCAGCUAACUCACACCGGGGAGAGGCCAUUCACCUGCUCUGAGUGUGGGAAGGGAUUCAAUCAACCUUCCAACCUGAGAACCCACCAGCGAAUUCACCGCGUGGAGAGGCUGUUCACCUGUUGUGAGUGUGGGAAGGGAUUCAUUCAAGCAUGCAACCUGAAGAGGCACCAGCUAACUCACACCGGGGAGAGGCCAUUCACCUGCUCUGAGUGUGGAAGGGUUUCACUGAUUCAUCUGAGUUACAGAAGCACUUCAGAAUUCACACCGGGGAGAAGCCAUUCACCUGCUCUGAGUGUGGGAAGGGAUUCAGUCAAUCAACUGCAUUACUAUCUCACCGGAAGAUUCACACUGUGGACAGGCUAUUCACCUGUUCUGUGUGUGGGAAGGGAUUUCUAUAUUAUUCUCGGCUACAAACACACAAGCGAAUUCACACUGGGGAGAGACCGUUCAUAUGUUCUGCGUGUGGGAAAGCAUUUACUCAAGUUUCUGGGCUAAAGAUACACGAACGAAUUCACACCGGGGAGAGGCCGUUCAUCUGCUCUGAGUGUGGGAGGGGAUUCUCUCAAUCUUCGAACCUGGGGACCCAUCUGCGAAUUCACAGGGUGCGUAAAUCAUUUGCCUCUUCCAACUGUGGGUAAGAUUUCAUUGGUAAAUCUAACCUGGUGAUCCACGAGAUAAUUAAUGCUGGGGAGAAGCCAUUCACCUGUCUUGUGCCUGGGAAGGGAUUCAUUUGAAUAUCUGGGCUAUUGGCUAGUUCCAGACCAGCUCAUUCACACUGAAUGGAAAGUUGAAAUACGUUUUAUAUUUUGAUGUUAGUGCUGAUGUUUGUUACACAUAGGACUGAACCCUGGUCCCUGGGCAAAGUUUGUACUGAUGUCAGUAACUUGAUCAACUGGACUGGAGUUUAAUAUCCUGAGUGUGACAAAUAAAUGUGUUCUGUUGUAAA